GGGUGGGGAAGAUUAAUCUUGGCACUUCAAACAGCUUUACGAAAAGCGGAUUGUCAGUAGAACGCAGGCAGUUUUGGAUGAUUGCGAUAUGCUCCCUUUAGCAGCCUUUUGUUUGAUGGUCUGUUGUACGGCUCCUUUACUAACGUGGGCAAAACCUCUAGAAAGCCAGGCAAGUGCUCUGCAGCACAUCUCGGAGUCAACGUAUCAGGAUUCUAACUUAGACUUGUUCGAAGGGGAUAUUGCCGGAAUCAAUGGCUUUGACGUGUUAGCCGGCCAAGAGCCAAAAAACGCCAUAGUGUACGAAAAUUUACUAUGGCCAAACGGUGUGAUCUUCUAUAGCAUUGCCGACAACUUCACUGGCACUGAACUUGACUUAAUUACCCAAGCCAUAAACGAGUACGAGACCAAAACUUGCAUCAGAUUUACUGAACGAACUGAUCAACUAGAUUACGUUUAUAUCGAGAAAACCGGUGCCGGAUGUUAUAGCUAUAUCGGUCGAAUUGGAGUUGCACAAACAGUUUCCCUGGAUAGCGGCUGUUUUAAUGAUGGGCUUCCAGGAACAGCCAUGCACGAGCUAAUGCAUGCGUUGGGUUUCUUCCACGAGCAGAGCCGAACUGAUCGCGAUGAUUACGUCAUAAUUAACUAUCCCAACAUUCAACCUGGUACUGAGGCGAAUUUUCUUUCGUACGGCCCGGAUGUUAUCCAAUAUCUAGGAGCAUCUUACGACUACGGAUCCGUUAUGCACUACGGGGCUUAUAGUUUCCCUAUUGAUCCCAGUAUCCCUACCAUCAUUACUCGUCAGCCAGGCGUCGAGAUCGGUCAACGAAGAGGAUUUAGUGAAGUGGAUAUUUUCAAACUGAACGCUCUUUACAAAUGUAAUACAAUCCACGAAUAAAAAGGGCUGCAAACA
Molecule: messenger RNA, 910 nt
Organism: Daphnia carinata
Lineage: Eukaryota; Metazoa; Arthropoda; Branchiopoda; Diplostraca; Daphniidae
Product: zinc metalloproteinase nas-13-like
Exons: 8
Coding region: 89-895 (268 amino acids)
Biological process (GO): proteolysis
Molecular function (GO): metalloendopeptidase activity; zinc ion binding
Source: RefSeq, a predicted model, not a curated record